UCUCCGCCGAGAGCGUACAUUCGUAGUUUUAUUCUGACUUGGAAUUUUACGUAUUUUUGUUUCUAUUUAUGCUUUCGUCCGAUGCUAUCGCGAGCGUUUGUGGCUAGAAUGCAACGAUCACUCAUCGUAGCAUUUUACUAGUAUCAUCAACUGUGCACUGAUUGCAUUUGUUUACAAACCGGGUUCUCCGUGACACCAAAACAGAGCACAGCCUAAAAAUAUUCCAGACCGAAGAUAAACGUGGAGAGUUUUUUUUUUGUGUAUGGGUGUUAUUCAUUGUGCUGUCGCUAAACGCCGACAUCGCAGCGUUUUGAAAUCAAUGCGUUGUCCAGAUGUAAACUAAUUUUAAAAUCUUCAGGAUCGGCGUUCUUCAGCAGUGGGAGAUCUUUAGCCGGUACACGGCGACCGAAGGUGAAUUUCAAAAAUAGAAAGAAAGGCACAAUCAGAGUAAUUCAAAUCACGUGCAGUCACACGAUGCCUUUCAUACACGCGGACGGCCGGUUGAUUGAUUAACAAAAAUGGUGAUAGCGAAAAGACAGAAGUGAUAAUGCAGUGAUAAUCAAAAACGCAGUGUUUUGGGAACAAGCAACCAGAACCCGCAGGGCAAGCAGGCUCAAUAUUUAUCGUUAAGUCAAAGGCAGAAGGCAAGUAAAAAGUGUUUAGUUUCAAUGUUUACAUAAAAAUCGUUCCGUAGCGAAUUGUCAAAUUGUGCAUGAGCGUGGAAGGAAUCGAACGCGACCGGCUAAGUGUUUCGAUAACCCAAACAAUCGUCGUCGUUGUCGAUCGUGCAUCGUUUGGUGCGCCGAGGCAAGGAUACCAACGUUGAGGCCAACAAUGAAACGCGCAUAAAAUAUUAAAAAGCAAAUCGUAAAGGCAGCAUCCAUUGUAAUGUUAUCUCGAAAGCACUGGUCCAAGUCGGUAGAAGUGGAAUAAAGGCGGGCAGCAAAAACCGCAAAUACACAGCGAGGAUUCCGUGAGACGGGUCGAUUUAUAUGCAAAAAUACAGCAUAUCGAAUGUGAUGUAGUGACGAAAUUGCAGUUGAAAAAAAAGUCGAAAAGCGAAAUUCAAAGACUUCGCGAACGUUAGUGGGUGUGUAUGUCUGAUUUUUUGUUUCUCCCUCGUGUUUACGGACGAUGCUUCCAACGUGAGACGGAGUGCAAGUUCUGCUUUGAAGAUCGAAAAUUUAGUGCUAAGUGCUUAGCAGCGCGGGACGUGACUAAAGUUUAAAUAUACAGAGUUUUUUUUACAGUUUGUUUGGCUUUUCGUUGAGUGAAAAUAAAGCUAGCUGAACGGAAGAGCGAAAAGUUGCUGUUGAACAUUCGUAUGUUUAAAGUUGACUAACAAACCUGCAAACGUUUCCACGAGUGCACUGUUUCCAAUCCACCGGAGUUCGAACCGACCAUCGAACCCGCAAUCAGCUGGUGGUGACAGCUCGGAUCACAUUACCACCACUACCCUUGCCAGCAGCGUCCGCUCUCGAGCGGCUUCGUUUGGCAGUGCGGACUUAUGUAAAGUGAAGACCAUAAAAUAAUUAUUAAAUCAUCGGAAUCAGCGAUUGACCGCGCGGGAACGGAGCUUCAAAGUGUUCGAUGCGCUGGCCAGGCGAAAAGUCGUGAUACAGCGAAGCCGCGCUUAAGUAUACGGCGGUUUGCGGUUUAGUUUCGGUGAAUAGUGCAAGCGUUGAUGGUAAUAAACGAAUGCGCAGUAAGGUUCGAGUUUGGUUCGGAAAUCGAGCCCAGAUCUAUGGCGAAUCAAAUUAGUCGUGUGAAUUAUGGUCGCUAAUAGUGUUAUUCGUUAGUACAAGCGAGGUGAGUGGUAAUGCAUGUGAUGAAGUUGAGGUGAGAUCGGUCAUUCCCGAUAGAUUAGAAAAUUUUACGCUUGUAUGAGGAAAACGACGUGUUUUGUGUUCGCUAGUGAAAAGUUCAACAACGUGAAAUUGACAUAAUGGCCCAGCAUUAGGAGCCACUGCUUUAUAUAGGACAUUUGGACAGCUUGAGCGAUGCAACUAUUCGAAGAAAGAAUGUCUUCCUGGCACCGAUCCACACAUUUCGGUUAUGUACGUUCGGUGACACGAAUAGUGUUGGUGUUCGUAGCAUUAUCAGUUACGCCUGGAUCAUCAGAAAACGAUUUUCGAUUUAUCUCAUAUCAAGACCUGCUGCCGACGUCGGAUCGCUUCACGGAUGCCAACGUUACGUCAUUCUCCCGGUUGCUGUUCGAUGUGGCGCGUGAUCAAGUGAUCGUCGGUGCAAGAGACAACCUGUACCGGCUGUCGUUGCACUUGGACGUGCGAGAGCGAAUGCCAUGGGAGGUGACCCCCGUGAUGCGCAAUACCUGUCUCGAUAAGGGACAAAGCGAAGAAGCCUGCCGUAACUACAUUAUGGUUCUGGAGAACUUCGGCAACCGGGUGUACGCUUGCGGGACUUACGCCUUCAGUCCGUCAUGCUCGUGGCGGCAGAUGGAAAAUCUGACAGCAACUCGCUACGACAGAGGUGUUGCCAAAUGUCCAUUCAGCCCCCACGCGAACAACACAGCGCACAUGGCCGACAAUGGGAAGCUUUUCGUCGGUACUACCACGGACUUCUCCGGCUCGGAUCCGGCCAUUAUACGAGCGGAUGUGACGCAAGAAAGCAGCCGCAUGCUUCGUACCAAUCAGUACAACUCCAAGUGGUUGAACGAUCCGCAGUUUGUGGGGAGUUUCGAAAAGGGGGAGUUUGUGUACUUCGUCUUCCGUGAGGCAGCUGUUGAGUAUAUAAACUGCGGGAAGAUCAUUUACUCGAGAAUCGCUAGGAUCUGCAAGAACGACCCCGGCGGUACACAAAUUUUGAAAGAAAACUGGACUUCGUUCGUCAAAGCUCGAUUGAAUUGUUCAAUUCCUGGCGAUUAUCCAUUCUACUUCAAUGAGGUGCAGGGUAUGGUUUACAGCCAAGAGGAAGGAGUUCUAUACGCUACUUUUACCACGCCAGAAAACAGCAUACAGGGAUCGGCUGUCUGCGCUUAUAACAUGUCCGCCAUUCAUGCCGCGUUUUCCGGUGCCUUCAAGCAUCAGGAAUCAUUAGGUUCUGCGUGGCACCGUCAGGAUGCUCAGCAUCGGGAUCACUACGAGUGUAAUGCCGGUCCAAGUGCACGCCAUGUUUCUCUGAUCGAUUCCUCCAAGUAUCAACUGAUGGAUCAAGCCGUGCAGCCGAUCACCGGUAAACCACUGCAUCACACAAAACUUGAGCGUUUUAGUCACAUUGCGAUCGAUAUAAUCCCCACGAAGCUACACGAACGGGUUCACAUCAUCUACGUGGCAACCAACAACGGUCUCAUUAAAAAGAUUUCGGUUCUUCCACGUACGAAGAGCACCUGUGUGGUGGAAAUUUGGAGACCAGAGCCUACAAGUGAUUCUAAAAUACGCACAAUCCAAUAUGUGAAGGAAACGGACUCUCUGUACGUUGGAACCGAUUCAGCAAUCAGCAGAAUAUCUUCUCAUCACUGCAAUAGGCAUCUCUCCAAGCUAAGCUGUCUAAACUCGAUGGAUCCUUAUUGUGGCUGGAACGAAUUGCAGGAAGCGUGCACUAUCGCACCCAACAGAGAUCCCUUAGCUAAGUACUGGAAUCAGAAUGCAACCGAAUGUCCCGUACUGACUGCUCCAGUGGAUGGAGGUUGGUCUGCCUGGUCGGAUUGGAGUAAAUGUGCCCUAAUUGGCAACGGACAAACCAAUUCUGCUAACACAAACGAGGAACUGGGAGGAAAUACCGACUCGUGUUUGUGCCGUACAAGAGCGUGUGAUAAUCCGUCACCGAAAAAUGGAGGACGACCUUGCACGGGAAUAAGUAUAGCUGUGUCUAAUUGUACUGUACAUGGAGGUUGGACGGAUUGGAGCGCGUGGUCUGCCUGCUCGCAAACGUGCGGAAUGGCUGUCAAAACGCGCAGAAGAACUUGCGGUAACCCUAAACCGGCACACGGUGGACGAGUAUGUGUUGGUCCAGAUCGUGCGGAAAUAUACUGCUCACAUCUGCCACCAUGCCCAGCUCCCAAGCAACCACCAAUCGAUGGAGGCUGGGGCCCCUGGGGUGUUUGGGGAGAAUGCAGUGCUGCUUGCGGUAGUGGCUACCGAAUCCGUAGACGAAAAUGUGACGAUCCAGUGCCGCAGAAUGGUGGAAUGGAGUGCCCUGGGUGUCACUUGGACUACGAAGUGUGCAACACUCAUCCAUGUCCGGAUGUCAAACGCGCCGCUACCUGGACGACCUGGUUAACUGUAACUAAUGGAACUCUACCCAACGGUGGAUAUAUUGAAAAGCGAUAUCGGUUUACAUGCAAAGCUCCGAUUGCGGAUUCAUCGUUACUUAAAAUAUCAUCGAAAGAGGAAACGAGAUUGUGCCACCCGGAUGGAUCGUGUCAACGAUCAUCGAGUGAUUCGUCGCAUACAGGAGCGGAGAAAGGAGGAGAAAAUGAGGACGGCUGGAGUGAAUGGAGCUCGUGGAGCAGUUGCAGUGUUUCAUGCGGAGGUGGCCAACAAUUUCGAACACGUACCUGUGAAAAAGCUGAAUGCGCUGGAGGUAACAAUAUGGUGAAACCGUGCAAUGUUCAGCCUUGUAAAGGUGAAUGGGGAUGCUGGAGCGAUUGGUCACCAUGUUCUGUAUCAUGUGGUCUUGGCACGCGGACACGAUCACGCCAGUGUCUAUCGAUGUCUGGCAAUGUGAUCUUCGGAAACGAUUGCGAAGGGCAAAGCACUCAAUACGAAACGUGCGAGAUGCCGAAUUGUGACUCUUUUCUUGGAUGGAGCGAAUGGAGUGACUGGUCGCCAUGCAACACGGACGGUGAAAAGAUGAGAACCAGAUCGUGCUUGGUACCUAACCCGGACCAGAAAACGUGUCAGGGUAGCGAACGUGAAAUUCGCAAGUGCCACCCGGAAAUGAGUAAUGAAAUUCCACACGCCCUGACUGCCGGGUCCUCACCAAUAGCGGUGAUUAUCGUAGGAGUUACAUUUCUCAUAAUCCUGUGCUGUUUCGCCAGUGUGUAUGCAACCAUUUUUAUUAUAAAGAAAAAGGCCAAAGGAAUUAAGGCUAUUCAGGGAUCACCCUGCUACGGGUCGUACCCGAAUCAGUACUCCUCACUACCAACGAAAGACUAUACGGAAAGCCACAAACCGAAGCGACAGUCCUCGUUCAACGGACGGAAUGAUGCGAGCGGAUCGAAAAUCGCCAACGGCCACACGACGCUGACAAAAUCAAACAACGUCAACGGAGCUCUCGGCAACAACACUCCCAAGGUUUUGGCCAAAUCAUUCAACGACACGGACACGGCCACAAUCAAGCGGAAUUCGCAUGGGCUGAACAACAUUCGUCACGCGCGGCAACUAGAGCUGGAAGAGGAAAAGUAUUGAUUUCUAAACGAAAGUGAUGGGUCUCAAAUUUUGCGAUAGGAAGAAGGGCCACCAAACUUUAACAGUCGUCAUAACGUUGUACUAGUUCACAGCAGCAGAAAUAGGAAAAUUUGGAAAAUUUCCCUGCUGAUAAAUUGCACACAAGUUUCCUGUACUUGCCUCGAAUUCAUUGAUGUGAGUGUUUUGGAAACGAACCUUAUAAUCAUCAUUUUCCAUCCUAGAACAAUUUUCAUGAAAACCUGUUAUAGGUAGUCGAUUAGAGCAAGGCUGAUGAAAUUAGACUUAUUGAUAGCUGCUAAGAGAAACUGUUGUCUAACUCUAUAGACUUUAGAGAAUAUGUGAACAUUUUAGCUUGAACUAAGCAGCAGGAAAAACGCUUCAACUCGCCGAUAACCGACUAAAGUGGGGCUACAAAAGUUUAACCAAAUUAGAAAAUAACUCUUAACGCUUUCUACACACAACUAGCCGCUACUUAGUCGUUAAUUUUCACUCAAACAAUUAGCAGCACCUGGAAGGGGUAACAAAAAAUGGUGUUAAUAGAAAAUAGAGCUUAUUAGCUAACCGACGAUAACGACAAAUAUUGAGCUUACGAGCGCACGUAACGUAACGUGUAGAAUCCAUGUUGUGCCAUUACGGUGGGAGAUCACGAUGCAAUUUUGAAGACUCGACAAACGCAAUCAUAUAGCAGUUGUGUAUUUUUACUAUUUCGUUUCUGUUCGUCUUUUUACACCUAAAUAAUCGUUAGAAUGUUGUUUGACGCCACUAGCGUUAGGAUGUGGUAGUAAAAUCUAAUUUUACUCGUGAUGAAGUAGCUCAAAUUGAGCGAUGCGUUUUAGUGCGGAUAGAAAUAUGUUUAGGCAAUAGGUUAUUGUAGUAUAUUAACAACAAUGAGACUUAAAUCAGAAAGACAUUUCGAAAACGACAGCAAUUUUUACGGAUUACUCUAAGAAAUAAAAAUAAGAGAUGUUA
Messenger RNA from Wyeomyia smithii (pitcher-plant mosquito), 6338 nucleotides. It is a transcript of the gene Sema5c, whose product is annotated as semaphorin-5A. Gene Ontology annotation, molecular function: semaphorin receptor binding; chemorepellent activity. The transcript is spliced from 10 exons. Gene Ontology annotation, biological process: neural crest cell migration; semaphorin-plexin signaling pathway; axon guidance. The record is from RefSeq and is a predicted model, not a curated record. Bases 2001 to 5369 code for a protein of 1122 amino acids. NCBI's taxonomy places the organism in Eukaryota, Metazoa, Arthropoda, Insecta, Diptera, Culicidae.